CAAUUUCAAUUGUACGAUUCAAAUCCAAUUCAGCGUUCGUUCGAAGCGGUUGUGCAGGCGCUCUCGCGAACAUAUAGCCGACCGAGCCAGCCGGAGACAUAUACAUAUAUUCAGCCGAUCGCUCCGAUCCGAUAAGAGUUUCGCCGUUAAAAGCAAUUCGGUCAAGUGCGCGAUCCACAGAAACGGCCCGCAAGCCAACUAAUGCAGAACCAUUGAAGAAAGUAUCUCGUGUUCUAAAGUGUGGAACUAAGAAACUAAAAAACAAACAAACAAAAAAUAACUAAAUGAAUGCCAAAAGUUAAAUGAUUAUUUAAAAAAAAAAAAACAAAACAUUAUGUCGAUUGUGUGCACGCUGGAACAGAAAGUAAACAUUUUCAAAGCGGCUGCAACGACCAAGAAUCUUUUGAUACUCAAACACAAUACGGAUACCAGCUACCACAUCAGGCAGGAUAAUCUUAAUCCCAGCAGCAACAGUAGCAGCAACAACAACAACAACAACAACAAGACAACACAAUUUCCCGGCACUAACAACUUGCAACAUCAGCAACACCUGCAACAAAAACUAGCCCAGCUGCAGCAACUCAGCCAACAGAAACUGUCCGCCGGUGACUAUCCGUACGGACCAACAGCCCACAAAGAAGAGACACUGCUGCUGCUGGCGCCGCCGGCCAAGUUCUAUCCGGAGGCAGCGGGGCCAUCAGCAAUGCCCGAGGUGCUCAGCGCCACUCCGACCAACAGCCACAACAAAGCCAUCGCCAGCGCCUCCCUAGCCAUGAUGAGCAACGUCCGGCUCACCAACAUUUCGCCGACACUGUCGAUGAACGGCAGCUCCAACGAGGCCACCAAUUUGCAUCCUCUGUCCAUGUACGGCGGAUCUAUUAGCCCACAGUCCAAUGACAGCGGAAUGUCCGACAGCCUGGGCAAAUUUGUGCCCGGAAACGGGUAUGGAGACAGUAUGAUGGGCAAGCAGUCCUCCCAGAACGGCAAUGGACCCCAGUCGGCUCUGACUGCCGCCCAGAAGGAGCUCUUCUCGCAGCGGAAGCAGCGGGAGUUCACGCCGGACAACAAGAAGGACGAAAGCUACUGGGAUCGCCGGAGACGCAACAAUGAGGCCGCCAAACGGAGUCGCGAGAAGAGGCGCUACAACGACAUGGUGCUCGAGCAGCGGGUCAUAGAGCUCACCAAGGAGAACCACGUGCUCAAGGCCCAGCUGGACGCCAUCCGGGACAAGUUUAACAUCUCCGGCGAGAACCUGGUCAGCGUGGAGAAGAUCCUGGCCUCGCUGCCCACUAGCGAGCAGGUCUUGAGCAACACUAAGCGCGCCAAGAUAAGCGGUUCCAGCGGCGGCAGCGGAGGCUCCUCCUCGGGAUCCUCGCCAACAGGUGGCAACUCCUCGCCCGGAGCACACAGCCACAGCGGCUACCCCGUCGGACCGCCACUAUCGCCCCUGAUCUAUGGUCCCACCGGCAACACUCGCCCCGAGGUCACCGUGAAGAGUGUGCAUCAUGUCCAACAUCCCGGUGCUCCGCUGCAACCGCCCCCGAACUCACACCUGCAGACCCUGGGCGUGCCCCAGCCGCCGCCCCAGCACCUGUACCAGCAGCCUCCGCAGCCACACCAGCCGGCCCCACAGCAGCAGCAGGAGCCCGCCUCCAGCGCAGGUGCCAGCUCCCCGCCAGUCGCCGAUCCACACAACCGUCCGCCCACCAGCACCAUCGCCAAUCUGCAGGUGCAGCUCCAGCACGCCCUGAACCGGAACGUGAGACCCGAGGAUCUGGACAGCUUGCGCAAGGCAGUGGCCGCCGGCGCUCUCUACAAUGCGGCAGCAGUCGUGGGAGCUCCUCCGCCGCCGCCCCCAGCUGGACUGUAUGCGCCUGCUCCCUACAAGGAUCACCUGGAGCCGGCCGGUCCCUGGACGCACAGCGUCGAGGCUGCCGUGAGCAGCAGCGCCGUGGAUGCGGUCAGCAGCUCCUCGGUGUCCGCCAGUGCAGCCAGUGUCCUCAACUUGUCCAGGCGGGCGUGCUCGCCCAGCUACGAGCACAUGCUCGCCUCCACACCCUCCUCCACUUCGUCCUCCGCCCUGUCCUCGUCCUCAUCCUCGGGCGCCGUUUCCGGGGACGAUGAGCAGGAGCACGAACCAGCGCACCUGGCUCCUUUGCAACUCCAGAGGAGCAGUCCCCAGCAGGGCAGCGAUUCCAACAACUGCCUGCCGCUGAAGCUGCGUCACAAGUCCCAUCUGGGGGACAAGGAUGCGGCGGCCACAGCUCUGCUCUCGCUGCAGCACAUCAAGCAGGAGCCCAACUGCAAUCGGGCUUCUCCUCCAGCUUGGAACGAUGGCGGCGACAACUCUAGCGAUGAGCGCGACUCCGGAAUCUCCAUUGCCAGUGCGGAGUGGACGGCGCAGCUGCAGAGGAAGCUGCUGGCCCCCAAGGAGGCCGGCGUGGUCUCCAGUGUCCAGCGGGAUCAGAUGCUGAAGUCGCAGCUGGAGCGUCUGGAGUCCGAGGUGGCCAGCAUCAAGAUGAUCCUGGCGGAGUAGGACACCGGAGCAGGAGAGAGAGCGAAGAGACAGAGACUUUGAAGGAAUCAGAGUUGCGGGGAAAGAGUUCCAUGGCGCCAGUCGUUCUCCUGGGCACAUGCGGGAAGUCCAAGAAGAGUGUUAACUAUUAGAUAUCGAUGCAUGCCUAUUCUAUUCUCUAAACUAUCUGUGUACGUUAAUCUGUAUCCACUGUAUUGAGUCGUGUAACCACUUAGAAGCGCAUCUAUUUAUAUGUAUUUGUAUGCCCAACUAUAUAGAUCUCGUUAAACUCGGAGCUAAACAAGUCCUUAGGGUCAGAAACACAACAAUUUCGUAUCUAACCUUAUUUGUUUGCAUAGGUAUUGUGGUGACCACCGGAUCGAGAUCGGGGUCACCAUCUUAGUUAUUGUUCUCUCAUGCAUCCCCCCAAGUUUCCUUAUGCACCGCGAUAGCGAUAGUGGAGGAGGAGAUCGUGUUAAGUAUUCGCUAAUGUACAUAUUAUAUAUUACACAUUAUUAUUUAAGAUUACCGCAAAAAAUACAAUAUUCCUAUCGUGUACAUAAUUUUAGUUGCAAGCUAAGCUUAUUUUAUUUUAUAUUCUCGUGUAUUGUAGAGACAAAGCAUAUACAUUAUGAUUAAGAGUGAAGCACAUUCAAAUUAAAAUAUAUAUUAAAAAACAAAAAGAGUUAAAAUAUUAUGCAAUAAAUAAUGUAGAAUAUCUUACCUUAAUGUUUGUCGUUCUCAAUUUAUUUAUUGCCUGCUGCUUUGGUUGCCCGAGUGGGUCACAGCGCUUUAACUAAAUGUUAUCAGAGUUUAAGAAACUUGAAAUCGGAACACACAAAGUACAUUUAACCAUAGAUCCAUAAAACCAUAAAUCUAAAAUCCAUAUAGCUGGUAGUGUCGUAGAUGGUAGUCCUUGCGAGGGAUAUCCUUCACUUUAAAAGUUGUAUUAAUUUUAUGUCCCUCACGUCCCAUAAACUAUUACUAUUUAACGUAAAGUGAAGCACACAAGAAAAUACAUAUGAUUAUUACUAUCCACAUAAAUAUUUAAAUAAUGAGAAUCUAUACCAACUAAAAAUAUAUAUAUAUAUGACUCGUUUGUGUUGAUCAAUGAAAAUAAAUCUAUUUAUAAUGAAGAAAGAAA
Messenger RNA from Drosophila ananassae, 3659 nucleotides. It is a transcript of the gene vri, whose product is annotated as homeobox protein 5. NCBI's taxonomy places the organism in Eukaryota, Metazoa, Arthropoda, Insecta, Diptera, Drosophilidae. Bases 335 to 2536 code for a protein of 733 amino acids. Gene Ontology annotation, cellular component: nucleus. The transcript is spliced from 3 exons. Gene Ontology annotation, molecular function: DNA binding; DNA-binding transcription factor activity. The record is from RefSeq and is a predicted model, not a curated record. Gene Ontology annotation, biological process: circadian rhythm; regulation of DNA-templated transcription.